Messenger RNA from Penaeus chinensis, 816 nucleotides. RefSeq lists its product as uncharacterized. NCBI's taxonomy places the organism in Eukaryota, Metazoa, Arthropoda, Malacostraca, Decapoda, Penaeidae. The record is from RefSeq and is a predicted model, not a curated record. Gene Ontology annotation, biological process: DNA integration. Gene Ontology annotation, molecular function: nucleic acid binding. Bases 1 to 816 code for a protein of 271 amino acids. The transcript has 2 exons.
AUGCUAGCGGUCGUCUGGGGUGCGGAGCAUUUCCAUCUGUACCUUACAAAACAUUACAUCAAUCGUCACCCAUGUAGUAAUGAGACGUCUGACAGAGUUGAAGAAUACAUCAACUACAUAGCGCACAAUGCUGUGCCAAAGGCGCUAUCUACAGAUGAAAUAUGCAGUACCAUCGAAAGCGACCCGACAUAUCAGGCUGUCAGCAAUGCUGUAAAAACAAACAACUGGAGAUCCUCCUUGACAGCCCAGUAUCACAAAAUCAAAGAUUUUCUCCGAGGUACCCGCCUUGUGAUCCCAACAAAUUUGCAACAAAGAGCUGUCCACCUGGCUCAUGCCGGACACCAGGGCAUUGUCCGAACAAAGCGCCUCCUACGAGACAAGGUUUGGUUUCCAGGCAUCGACAAGCUGGCUGAAGAAUCUGUAAAGAAAUGUCUUGCUUGCCAAGCAUGCACCACUGCCAAACAUCUAGAACCGAUGCAAAAUAGCAGACUCCCAGCAGAGCCAUGGAGCGAAGUGUCAAUUGAUUUUCCGAGUGGUCUUCCCAACAACACUUACCUACUUGUCAUCAUGGAUGAUUACAGCAAAUUUCCAGAAGUGGAAAUAGUGAACUCCACAUCAGCAAAAGCCGUGUUGCCAAAAGUGGAUGCUGUGUUCGCCCGACACGUGAUCCCAGCCAUUUUGAAAUCGGACAACGGACCUCCCUUCAGUAGCGAAGACUUUUGUAAGUACGCUCAACAUUCCGGUUUCGUUCACCGUAAGCUUACGCCACUGUGGCCCCAGGCCAAUGGGGAGAUUGAGCACUUCUGGGACCUCUGA